Messenger RNA from Paramecium pentaurelia, 528 nucleotides. Lineage: Eukaryota; Ciliophora; Oligohymenophorea; Peniculida; Parameciidae. The record is from the annotation of a GenBank genome assembly.
AUGGAUAAAGAUGAUUUAUUUAAUGUAUAGGAAUCUUUGUAAUCUCCUGAAGAAGAAUUGAAAAAGUAAAAUGAUAAAAAGAAAAUGAAAGUUGAAGUCUAUAUUAGUGAAGGUGUUUAUGAAUAAUUAAGAGGUUACUAAAAAUUAAAGUAAUAAUCAAUUCAAGAUAAUUUCAUAAUUCCAACACCAUUAAAAUAAGCAAAUGUCAAUAGAUAUAUUGAAUUAAUUUAGAAAUCUAUUGAUAAUGGUCAUAAACUUUAAAAUACCAAAUUAAAUAAAGAAUCAAUUGAUAAUUUAAUCUAAUAAUUUAGAGAAUCAGAAAAAUAAAAACAUAUCUAAACAGAUUCUCAAUCUUUAAUUAAACCUUAAGAUGAUAAUUAACAACAUAGUACCAAAUAGAUGAUAUACAGAUCUAUGAAAACAUAUUAACCAAAAUUGGAAUCUCAAUUAUAAUCAGAUAUUUUUAUAAGGGAAGGCUUUUAUAAUAGAAUUAUUUAAAAUAGAAUUACUUAAAUUUUCAAUUUCUGA